Messenger RNA from Ficedula albicollis (Collared flycatcher), 596 nucleotides. Its product is annotated as nucleoside diphosphate kinase. The transcript has 4 exons. The record is from RefSeq and is a predicted model, not a curated record. Gene Ontology annotation, molecular function: nucleoside diphosphate kinase activity. Gene Ontology annotation, biological process: regulation of apoptotic process; UTP biosynthetic process; GTP biosynthetic process. NCBI's taxonomy places the organism in Eukaryota, Metazoa, Chordata, Aves, Passeriformes, Muscicapidae. Bases 16 to 477 code for a protein of 153 amino acids.
GGCGCCCGCAGCGCCAUGGCGGGGAACGGCGAGCGCACCUUCAUCGCCAUCAAGCCCGACGGCGUGCAGCGCGGGCUGGUCGGGGAGAUCAUCAAACGGUUCGAGCAGAAGGGGUUCCGACUCGUGGCCAUGAAGUUCGUGCACGCCUCUGAAGACCUUCUCAAACAACAUUACAUUGACCUGAAAGACCGCCCCUUCUUCCCUGGUUUGGUUAAAUACAUGAACUCUGGACCUAUUGUGGCCAUGGUAUGGGAAGGACUCAACGUGGUUAAAACUGGGAGAGUAAUGCUGGGGGAAACCAACCCUGCAGACUCCAAGCCUGGCACCAUCCGUGGUGACUUCUGCAUUCAAGUGGGAAGGAACAUCAUCCACGGCAGUGACUCUGUGGAGAGUGCACAGAAGGAGAUCAACCUGUGGUUCAAACCCAAUGAGCUCAUCGACUUCAAGCCCUGUGCACACGACUGGAUCUAUGAGUGAUGGGUUCCCACAGUGAUUUGUGCCUUCCAACACCUCAUCUCAUUCCAGCUGCUGCCCUGGGAGCAACCACGGUUACUUUAGUCCUGAAAGUGACUGUCAAAUAAAUGGGUGUGAACUAA